UCAGCCCGACCGGCACACCAUCUCGACGGCCAUCAUCCUGCGCUCCAUCCCUGCCCCCUCUCCUGUCUUUUAAAUCCGGACUUGAUCGCUUUCUUUUGUACUUCCCUCUUACCCACCAUGUCAGACGUCGCUGCCCUGGAGACAGAGGUCAAGGAGUUCAAGCUCCAGCUUGAAACCGUCCAAUCGAGUUUGCAGGUAGACCCAGACAACACGGAAUUGCAGAGUCUCAAAACUGAGCUGGAAGAACUCAUAAACCUCACCGAAACAUCCAUUGCCGAACUUAAACCGCCCGCGCCACCCGUGUCCAACCAUUCAGCCUCCGCGGUCAAGGAUAGCAGGGCCAAGGAAAACUACGCGUCGCAGCCAGCAUACCGCAAGGCCACGGUCGAACAACCAGACGAGCCGGCAACCCAGUCCUCUUUCUCCGUCAAUGAACACGUCCUCGCCCGUUGGGUAUCAGGCGACAACUCGUUCUACCCGGCGCGUAUCACAUCCAUUACCGGAUCCGCGAGCAAUCCCGUGUACCUCGUCUCUUUUAAGUCCUAUGGGACGGUGGAAAACCUAACCUCCAAAGACAUCAGGCCCAUCUCCGGCAGUGACUCGCGUAAACGCAAGGCUGAUGCAAGCUCAGGCAAUUCUACAUCGCAAUCACCGGCGCCGCAACCGCCACACUCGAGCGUGAUCUCCGCCGCCGCGGAUAUUAACCCCGCGUUGGCCAACCAGGCGCGUAAGGAGCCGAGCAAGGUGAGCGAUGGGCCGGCGCGCCCGGCCAAGGUGCCCCGGAAGGUGAAAGCCACACGGGAGCUGGAGGCGGGCAAGAUGAAGUGGAAAGAUUUUGCCAGCAAGGGAAAAUUGGGCCGGAAGGAGAGUAUGUUCCGCACCGGCGAUGGCGUCAAUGCCCGAGUGGGAUUUACCGGAUCCGGUCAACAGAUGCGCAAAGACCCGGGACGCUCGCGACACGUUUACCAGCAGGGCGAAGAGGAAGGCUAUUAGCUGGUUCAUGAGGAUGGGCCUUAUACUGUCAUUCUUUGUCCCUACCAUGUAUCACAUCGCUAACGGACUGUGGUGUCAGAUUUAG
Aspergillus ibericus CBS 121593 is the source of this 1078-nucleotide messenger RNA. RefSeq lists its product as uncharacterized. NCBI's taxonomy places the organism in Eukaryota, Fungi, Ascomycota, Eurotiomycetes, Eurotiales, Aspergillaceae. The transcript has 3 exons. Bases 118 to 993 code for a protein of 291 amino acids. The record is from RefSeq and is a predicted model, not a curated record. Gene Ontology annotation, molecular function: DNA-binding transcription factor activity. Gene Ontology annotation, biological process: negative regulation of DNA-templated transcription.